UGUGUGUAUAUAAUAUAUAUGUGUGUGUCCAUAGAUCUGGGCAAAUUUCCAAGUUAAGAGGGAGUUUUGAGGAGACCAAAAAUGAUGGAUUCAACUGGGUUGUUCUUCUUCACCAUUAAUUACUCAUUCUUCACUGAUGCAGCUGGAAUUGCUGGAAACCUCUUUGCUCUUGUGUUAUUUGUGUCACCCUUUCCUACAUUCAGGAGAAUUAUCAGAAACAAAUCAACAGAGCAGUUUUCAGGACUGCCCUACAUAUAUGGACUCUUGAAUGGCCUGGUGUGCCUAUGGUACGGCUUGCCUAUUGUUUCCAAUGGCACUGUUAUAGCAGUUGCCGUAGUCAACUCAAUUGGAGCAACUUUCCAGUUAUUUUACAUAGCCAUCUUCAUUAUAUAUGCGGAGAAAGAAAUUAGGGUGAAGAUGAUGGGACUCUUACUAGGAGUUUUCGGUGUAUUUGCUGCCAUAGCAUUUGCAAGCCUAAAUUUGUUUGAACCUCCCGAGCGACAGAUCUUCGUGGGAUAUUUGAGUGCCAUGUCUCUCAUAUCCAUGUUUGCUUCUCCAAUGUUUGUCAUCAAUUUGGUGAUCAAAACAAAGAGUGUUGAAUACAUGCCAUUCUCUCUCUCCCUCGCGACCUUCUUGACUAGUUUCUCUUUCUUCUUGUUCGGAGCAUUAAAGUGUGAUCUGUUCUUAUGGGUCCCAAAUGGAAUUGGAAUGAUUCUCGGGAUCAUGCAGCUGGUGUUGUACUACUAUUGCAUCAAUGUGUAUGGCGACGACUCGAGAGUACCUCUGCUGGAGUCUUUUGUAUGAACUAUCGCUCCACACGAACCACAGAAAGUCAGUCAGUCUGUCUGUCUGUCAUUUGCCAUUGCUUUGAUCGAAUAGGGAAGUCGGGGUUAAUUUGAGAUCCUUGCUAUUUGAAGGAAAAUCUCAAUGUAUUUGGUGCGGCAGUAGUAAGAUUGCUUUUCUAUAUAUCCGACUGUCACGACUCACACUCUUGGGUUCAAGACCUGCUGCCCUUUGGAAAUCAUACUACCCAGAUUCUGCAGUGACUUGGGAGUAGUGCACUUGGCAUUGUUUUGUCCAUAAGAUUUGAGGGAAAACAAUCCGUAUUCUUUGUUGAAGAUAUAUUUGUAACUUAUUUGUGGGAUGAAUUCAGCUGGUUGUUUAUGUAUGAAAGUGAUUGUGCAAGUUUAAGCCA
Molecule: messenger RNA, 1195 nt
Organism: Diospyros lotus (date-plum)
Lineage: Eukaryota; Viridiplantae; Streptophyta; Magnoliopsida; Ericales; Ebenaceae
Product: bidirectional sugar transporter SWEET2a-like
Exons: 6
Coding region: 82-804 (240 amino acids)
Biological process (GO): carbohydrate transport
Cellular component (GO): membrane
Molecular function (GO): sugar transmembrane transporter activity
Source: RefSeq, a predicted model, not a curated record